AACUACGGAACUCAAAGUCAAUAGCUACACAUUUGAACUAAGGCAACAUGUUGAAUUUUGUCAAAGUUGUCUGUACUGCAGGUAAUGUUACCAGCAAAGUCAAUAACAACUCCAUCUACAUACAUUUACCUGCUUUAGGUUGGGAGGUACUGGGUUUCGGAGUAGCUGCAGUAGCUCCAGAUCCUGAGUCAGGGGAAGUGUGUGGAGGAGGAAGGGAGGGAGGAGGAACACUCCAUGGCUGGGGAUGCUGCUCUAACACCUCACGAGCAACAUCUUCUCGAGCCACAGUUUUAUUUCUCAGUGCCAUGGCCACAUGGGUCCAAGUGCAAUCUCCAGUUCCUCCGUAUCUAUUGAGCCAUUCCAUGAUGACCUUACGUAGCUUGUCGUCAUUGUUUCUG
Messenger RNA from Geodia barretti, 398 nucleotides. Lineage: Eukaryota; Metazoa; Porifera; Demospongiae; Tetractinellida; Geodiidae. The record is from the annotation of a GenBank genome assembly.